Molecule: messenger RNA, 1743 nt
Organism: Emiliania huxleyi CCMP1516
Lineage: Eukaryota; Haptophyta; Isochrysidales; Noelaerhabdaceae
Exons: 7
Coding region: 1-1743 (580 amino acids)
Source: RefSeq, a predicted model, not a curated record
AUGUGUAAUACAUGGCGUCUCACGCCUCUGAUUUACGUGUCACUGGCCGUCACUCUCGCCAAUUUAGCCGCGUGCGCGGCGGCGAGACCCGGCGGGGAGCUCGCUGUCCACCUGCUCCCGGACAACGUAGAAGGCGACGGCCUGUGGAUCGUCGGCUCCGCGUGGCCGAUCGCGGCCCAGACGCCCGCAGAGGCUUUCCAGCUUCCCGCGGGGAUCCACAAGUGGCAGGCAAAGAGCGGCUGCGUUUUCGACGAUGCGCCCGAGGGCGGGCCCUUCACGCUGCUCAUCGACAAUUUCGGCGCGUGCGACGACUCGUCGCUCUACGAGCACCUUCGCGAUAAGCUCGGACAGACGCAGGCAGGCUCACAGAGUCUCUCGCCGCCGGUGGACGGAUGGGGCGUGGUCCUCCCCAGUGACUCUAGCGACGCACACGCGCUCCACCUCGCAAAUUUUGAGACUGGCGACUUACCGCCAGACUUCCCGGGCACGGUGAUCUCCGUGUCAAAGACCCUCGGAGACAAGCUCAAGGCCAAGCUCAACGUCACGAGGGUUGCGCUCGACACACCGGUGCACGCGAGCACCGUGCAAGGCCACACCACGACCUUCCUCUACCGGCACGCGGGCGCGCGCGCAGAGACCGACCUUCCUCGCCCCCCCGACGAGCGCUCUCACGCAUGCAACGUGACCCUCGUCUCCCAGCAUAGCCACGCGCCCUGCAUUGCGGGCAAGGGCUACGGUUGCGUCGACGCCACCAACGUGUGGGUGCGUAAUUGCCGAGGUUUCUUUCAAUGCGACGGCGGGAAGCUGCCGAGCCUAAUUUUCGCGUGUGGCUUUCCUCCCGGCAAACCCACCUAUCGAUGCCGCUGCGAUGGGCGGCAAGAGGAGGCGGCACGUGUGCUUGUGCUGGGUAACUCGCACACGAAUCAGCUGAUUCAGUCGAUGCUCUGCCGCUUCCACGCGGAGGUCCAGCACGUCGCUCUACACAACGACAACAUCCCCGGCACAAUUCGGCGCCUGCUUGGCGUUCACACGCUGGCAGAAUUUUCGGUGAUUGUCUUCCAUCACCUCAACGGGGACUGGUGGGCCCAGAAGUGGGCGGGCUACGAUCAUCAGUGUGGUUCCACAAUCGCACGACGCUUAGGCGGUCCACCAAGUGCGCUGACAUUCGCCGCACAGCUUCAGGCUUCAAGCUUUCGAGGCACUCUGCUCGUCGACACGGCAGGCUUGUCGGAUCAAUAUCACGUCGCCAGUGCCGAUAUACUGUGCGCAGCGGGCGAGCACUUUUCUCGACUUGCACACAUCAAGACGCAAUGCUGGGACUUUUUGCGCCGAUACAUGGUCGACCACCGCACGAAGUGGGCGUGCGCGCUCGAUGAUGUUUAUCACCAGUGCAUCCCCGGGCCGAUCGACGCAGUCACCGACAUCUGGCUAGCCAUUCUAUGGCGGGUCAAAACGGAAGCCCAAGCGUGGCGACCGCGGGCGCUGAUGCUGCGCCUCGACGCCGUCUACGCUUCGCGCUCUGCGGCGGCGCCCGACGGCUUCGAGGAGUGCAUCAACUUUUGGUACCGCGAGUGCGGCUUGCCGGCCGAGCUUCGGAGCCAGCUGCACUCGCUGCGCAUCUGGGCGAACGCGGCGCGGCACUACGACGCGGCGAGGUGGAGGAGGGACUGGCCGCGGAGCGAGGGGGAGAGGUCGCGGCUCGUGGCGGCGAUGACGGAGGCGAUCGGGGCGUUCGAGGGGUAA